Molecule: messenger RNA, 5976 nt
Organism: Mizuhopecten yessoensis (Yesso scallop)
Lineage: Eukaryota; Metazoa; Mollusca; Bivalvia; Pectinida; Pectinidae
Product: calcium channel flower homolog
Exons: 7
Coding region: 107-637 (176 amino acids)
Biological process (GO): vesicle-mediated transport
Cellular component (GO): membrane
Source: RefSeq, a predicted model, not a curated record
GUUUCUAUGAUUGAAAACAUCAAUGAACACGUCAAAGGCACACGGGUCUGAGUAAUGUGAUUAAAAUACAUCUGGACUGCUUGUAAAGAGAAAAAGACUUUUCAAAAUGCAACCAAACGCCCAGCAGCCACCACCACCACCACCACAAAAUGAUCAGACCACAUGGUGGUUCAGAAUACUCGUUAAAUCAACAGGCACAAUAGGGGGCCUAAUUGCCAUGAUUACUGGGAUAGUUACCUGUAUAUCAUUAUCUGCAACCUGCAUUGUAGCUGGGGUUUUACAGAUGUUAGUUGGAUUCAUAGUAGUUUUAUUUGAAGCACCAUGUUGCUGCCAAUUUAUAGAAUUUGCAGAUAAAGUUGGAAAAUUUUCUGACAACAGAUCACCAUGGCAAAAGGCAGCCCUUUAUUGUGGGUUGUCGCUGGCCCCAGUGUUGAUGUGUUUUGGGAUGUCCACAGUGUUUGGGAGUGCUCUGGUGUUUGUCUGUGGUGUUUUGUAUGGCAUGAUAUUCCUUGGCAGAAAAGCUGAUCGGGAUACGAUGAAGUUAAAGGCACGAGGUGAUGAUGUGGAGAUGCAAGCGACGCUGAUGGAUAAUGAAGACAAAGUAGAUCUACAUGUACCUGACACUCAACCAAAAUGAUAGGAGUCUCUAAAACUCUAUAAAUAGAAAGAAAUGACAACCACAUGUUACCUGUUAAUGCUGAUCAGGGACAGAGGACAUUAUCAGAUGACAGGGUUUUAGUGUAGGAGGCUGAAGGCACUUCAGUUGAAUACAUAGCUAGGAUUAAUUAUCACUUAUCACAUGUAGAUAUCUCACAACACAAUAGUGUCAGUAUACUUCACCUCACUAGGACAGUCCUCGGUGUGUGAUUGUGUAGGAUUUAUGAUUGGUCUUAGAAUGCCCUACUGUAACCGAAUAGAUAGACAUUGUAUAAGAGUUGCAAUUAUGUUUGCCUUGUCUCGAUAGAAUGAGGCUGUGAAGAGGGGUUUAAUGUUUCACUUCAUACCAUAAAUAACCAGUCAGCAGGUACCAGUUUAUAUUGAAGCAAAAACCAUAAGAAUUCUGUGUGACAAUAUUGGUUUUUUUUUAUUUUCAUUUUUUGCUGAACUGAACUUCAAAUAAAAGUGAUAUAGUUCAUGUAUUAAAGUAAAUCACAGUAAUGAAUAUAAAAUAUCGGUAUGUGAUUAUGUUUAAAGAUAUCAGGAAAUCUCUGUCAGUGUCUGGAUCCCAGGUAGGUUUGUUUGUCACAAUUAUAACUACAUUUAAGGAUAUCAUGAAAUCUCUGUCAGUGUCUGGAUCCCAGGGAGGUUUGUUUGUCACAAUGACAACUACAUUUAAGGAUAUCAGGAAAUCUCUGUCAGUGUCUGAUCUCUGUCAGUGUCUGAUCUCUGUCAGUGUCUGGAUCACAUGUAGGUGGAGUCAGGUUUAGACAGAUUGGUCCUCGUGGAGGUUGGUGAUCCUUGUGGAGUCAGAUUUAGACAGAUUGGUCCUCGUGGAGGUUGGUGAUCCUUGUGGAGUCAGAUUUAGACAGAUUGGUCCUCAUGGAGGUUGGUGAUCCUUGUGGAGUCAGGUUCAGACAGAUUUGUCCCAAUGAUGUCUUGUUUUAGACAAAUUGGUGUCUAUUUCGUCUUUUAAGACAGAUUGGUGCCUAUGUCAGCCCUUUCGAGUGUGGUUUAGAUAGUUAGCAUCUAUGGAGUUUGGUUUAGGCAGGUUGGUCGCUAUGCGGUGUAGUACAGACAGAUUGAAACAUUUGAAAGCUAGGUAGGCCCUUUGGAAGCUGAUUUAGACAAGUUGUCCCUUUGGCUGCAAAAGACUGUUGUAAUUGUACAAUGAUUGGUUAUGUAAUUUCUUGUCAAAUGGUAUGGUGCAUGAAGGAAAUGUGUUGUGGUUGUAUAUAUCAUGUCAGAUUGAUUGCUUUUGUUACAUUAUACUGGUGGUAAAUGUACAUGUAUGCUGGUCAUUUUCUGCAGUCACCUUGAUACAUGUAUACCUAUAUAGGGUAGAUUAAAAAUCAGUGUCAAUAUCACCUGUUUAAAAGGUCUACCUUCCCUAGGUUUUGUCACAGGUAAAAUUUAAAGCUUAAGAUUUUUUUUACAUUUUUUACAUGUUUAUCACAUCAGCUUCUAGCAGUAAUACUUUCCAUGUUCAAAAUUUUGCAGUUUCUAUUUAGGGAUUGUCAGAUUGUUAAGAUUGUUGGCCAUAUUUUUGACUACCAGGUAGUGGAAGGCUUAUUUAUUUAAAAUUUUAUUACUAAUUAUAUAAAAUUAUUUGUAAUCAUUACUGCAAACAUACAGAGAAGAUUAUAAAAAUGAUAUGUAUCCUGAAUAUUUUCAGGUAAUAAAGAUACUUCUACUCUUAUAACACAUGAAGUGUCAAUGGAAAGGUCAAUACUUUUUAUGACAUAAAGGUUCACCUGCUGUAAUAGAGAGUUAGUAGAAGGUCAUGGUGGCUGUGUUUGUUUAUAUCAUAUUGAUAUUUUCUUGUUUUUAUUUUUUGUUAUCUGUGAUAUCACAGCUGGACCAGUAUUUUGCUUUUGUUGUAUCUGUUUGUAUAAGAUCUGAAUCUCCAUUUUCCCUUGUUAAACUGAAGUUUUGAAAAAUAAUCUAUAUUUCCUAUACGAAAAUGUUGUUUUUACCAAAUUGAUUUUCAUUUUUCGGCAGAGCCAUUUAAGAUGAAUUGAGAUUCGCUUGGGAAACCUCUUAUGUUAUCUUACGCACUAGGUGGGGCCACAGGUAGAGAUGCCUUAUUCUGUUGGCCAGUGGAUUUCAAUUUGGUAAAGCUUAAAAAUCGUUUAGGAAUUAAUUGUGUCUUUUGACUUGUACAGGAUUGGUAAACAACACAGUUUCUGCAAAAUGAAAGCUUAGUUUUAGAUACGAGCUAAAUCAUACUGAUUGUGUAAUUUUGUACCUACAUCUCUUAACAUGGCGCCAGGCUACUGGGCUACAUGGCGCCGGGCUACAUGGCGCCGGGCUACAUGGUGCCGGGCUACAUGCCUCGUAUGUUUAUUCCUCUAUAAAAUAUGAAAAUAUCACGUCACAAUGUCUUAUGCUUUCCAUCUCUUAUAAUAUGAUCUCUAGGUGACACAUGAAACACACUGAAUCCACAUAUUUAUACAAUAUUAUGCUUGAUGUUUGAGUAGACGUGACAUAUACGUAUAUGCUAUAGAAACCUGUAAUACACACAUUUGAAAGUUAUCCCAUUGUAUGAUCAGUAUGGUUUUCACUACAUAUAUUUUUUAAAUUCUUUUUGGUACUGUUAUAAAUUUCUUUCAAAUUCCAUUCGUCUCAUCAUGUGAUAGGUAUACAAGUACAGUUAUUUCAGACAUACAACCACAUACAUCAGAACUCUUGUUAUUUCAGACAUACAACCACAUACAUCAGAACUCUGUCGUUAUCGUUUUUGAAGAUGUUUUUUUGUUGGGAAUAUGAACUUUUUCAUCAUAGAAAUCUAAAGGCACUACUUGAAUGAAGACAGAAUACGGAUAUAUUAACUAUAUAUAUAAAAUAAUUCAUAAAACUAAUAUCCAGAAGGCCAUUUUGGUUCAAUUCUUUGGAAUUUAAUUUUUGUUGUUGUUAUGUGACAUGACAUGAUAUGUUUUUUUUAUUUUUAUUAUAUUAUGCGUUAAGCUCAAUAAACCAGGUGCAUGCGUUGUUUUCUCCUUUUAUUCUUAUCAUAUCAUAAUCCAUUUGUCAAAAGCACAGAUGCAUACAAACUUGUUAAAUGAUUGUGUACAGAUGUACUAUUAUUAUCAUGGUAAAGAAAAUUAAAAUGGUAAUAUGUGCUAUGUUAGACCCCAAUUGGUAUUUAAGAGAGAAAGGUUGUUAUUUAUGUGAGUUUAGAAGAUAUAUAGUUGUAAUUUAUUGUCACAGUUAAUGUUAAUAUGUAAGUGGGUACUAACACAAUGUGUAAGAUGUGUUUGUAAAUAUUUGAAUAUUUUAGUAUGAAGUAGACAUGUUCUAGUCUUGUUAAGGAUGUAUAGGGCCAGUUUGAUAGUCAACCAUUUACCAUAGUCGGGCUGUUACAUUUAGUGUGCUUACACAUGCUGAUAAGCAACAACCAAUCACUGCCUUGCUUUCAAAAAAUCAUGCACACAGACGACCACUAGUUGCUCUGGUCCGACCAAAGGAAAGCGGUAGAUUGUACUAUGGUGGCCAGGCAUGCGCACCGUAACUUCUGGUUUCUUUACACAAGCGUGAUACACAUUACUAUCGUACUCUAGUUAGAGACAAAUGACGGGAGUUCUGUGUGUUUUGGUAUAAACACUUCGUCUGCAAUUUAACAUGUCUUGCCUUUAUAACACCAGAAUUUAUGUAUCAAUAUUUCCUGUUUUGGAUAUUAGUACAAAAUAAUGUAUUACAUUGAAUGUGUUUUUCAUUGGAAAUGUCUGUUUUUGUAUCCUUUAUAAAAUGCUUAGAUCACAAUUACACACUCCACCAUAUUUUUCAGGUGACCUUGGGUAUUUGUUGUACACUGAAAGUCAGUGUGUUAGAUUGUUAUCGGGGUAGUUUUGAAGAUGUGACAGGGAACUAAUACAGAUGCCUGUAUCAUUGAUGUGAAUUAAUUAUUCUUAUUUAAGUGGUAUGUCCUAGCUGUUGAUGAUGUUGUACGUAUCUGUUGUUACCCUGUGAAUGUGUUUAGGGGGGAUGGUAGAGUGAUAGCAAAUUUCACUGUAGAUAUUUUAUCCAUACAAAAUCCAUAACCAGUAUGUUGUUUGAGUUGUCUGUACAACUGUUGUAUUGAAGAUCUAUGUAAGCUCAAUGUCACGUUCAGGUAAAACACUUAUAUACCGAGGUAUACAAUUUACAUAUUAUAAAUGUAGGGUGUCCUGAAGAUUAAAUGAACAGGUGCUUGAAUCUGUUGGCCCCAUCAUCCCUUGAAAGCAACUACUGUAAAAUGUACUACCAGUAGUGCUGUUACUGUAGGACCAACGAAUAUGUCCUCUGUAAUCGAUUCAAGUACCUGUGUGUGACGAACAUGUACUCUCUAAUCGAUACAAGUACCUGUGUGUGACGAACAUGUACUCUCUAAUCGAUACAAGUACCUAUGUGUGACGAACAUGUCCUCUCUAAUCAAUACAAGUACCUAUGUGUGACGAACAUGUCCUCUCUAAUCGAUUCAAGUACCUAUGUGUGACGAACAUGUCCUCUCUAAUCGAUACAAGUACCUGUGUGUGAAUGAGGCAAGAACAUAAUACAUUUUUACGGAUGGAUGUUCUGUAUCCUAAUCUGGAAAAAACUAAAAAAAACUAGGAAAUUUUGUAGACUUUGUACAACACUUCUCCAUGUCAAAAUGUGACACGGAUCACUUGUACUGGUGUGAAACAAAGAAGGAGGCAAUAGAAUGCAGACAUCUACUUAUUCAUGAACUACCAUUGUCUCCACAGUACUUCUGGUCUUAUAAUUCUAAUAAAUUCAUUUCUCACGAGACUACUGAAAAAUUGGAAUUUUCUUCCGGUUUAAUUUUCAUGCCAUGUCAUAUUCACCCCAUACAAGAGGACCAAUUCUUGAUACAUUGUAUUUGUGAUUGAUAUACUGUGAAAGUAGAAAUUUUCACGGUGUGGAAAUGCUCCUUUUAAAAAUAGGAUGGUGAAGUCAACACUUGACAGGAAAAAUUGUUAAAAAGGCCAGUGGAAGAUAAUUUUGAGGGGCAAACAUAUUUGGGUUAGCAGUAAUGUUCAGGCUUCUGAUCACAACAUUCAUUCAUAACCAGUUAUAUUUUUAUAGCUUAUGUACUGGCCACUAAAAUGCAGGUACACUUUUAUUAUAUGCUAUUAUUGGCAUGUGUGUUGUAAUAUAUUAUUUGGCUAAGACUGGCAGAUGCUGGCAUUACUGAUGUAACAUUCUGAAGUUUUAACUGUUGUAGAUGACUACAGAAGCCAUGCCUUUGUUAUGUGUCAUAAUGCUUUGUUGUUGGGAGUUAUCCUUAAUGUGUUAUAUAGUUAUAUCUGUGACCAAGUGCAAUAAAGGGAGAUAAAUUAG